Messenger RNA from Epinephelus moara (kelp grouper), 4547 nucleotides. RefSeq names its product protein max. Gene Ontology annotation, cellular component: RNA polymerase II transcription regulator complex. Bases 2612 to 3118 code for a protein of 168 amino acids. Gene Ontology annotation, biological process: positive regulation of transcription by RNA polymerase II. The transcript has 4 exons. Gene Ontology annotation, molecular function: DNA-binding transcription factor activity; protein dimerization activity. The record is from RefSeq and is a predicted model, not a curated record. NCBI's taxonomy places the organism in Eukaryota, Metazoa, Chordata, Actinopteri, Perciformes, Serranidae.
CACUGUUAUUGCAAACUUGAUUUUAUCCAUCACAUUCUGCUUAUUUUUAUGGUGUUUUGGGGAAGGUUACACACUUGGAGGUUGAUUGAAAGUGAAUGGGAAAGCACUGUUUUUUGUGGGGCAGCUGUAUUUAGGUGUAAAUUAAUAUUUGUGCACGGCAAUAUACCGUCAUUUUCUGUAGCUUUCUACACUAGUGCGGCUUCAGCAGCGUUAGCAGUGCACUGCAGGGUAUCCCCCAUCCUGUGUGUACGCGGCCAUAGGGAGACGGUGACACGACAUCUAUAUUUAGACCAAAGCUUUAUCCCGCUACAAAGGCUUUAUUGUUGCUUGUUUAUUAUUUUUUUUCCGGUUAAUACAAAGCUGUCUGUGUUCGUUGGCAGCCGGUUAGUCGCUCCGAGUCGUUUCCUCCCCGGUGGUUCACCUCACACCACGGGGAUUCCGCUCGUGAUCUUUUCUUUUUUCAUGUGCAAAUUACACAUCUAGGUCAUCUGAGUGACGAGAGAGCGCUUACAUUUGUGCUGCAUUCAUGGUGAUGCAGAUGAGGCUUGUUGCAUGUGUCGGAUGAGCAGCAGCCGCGCCUGCUGCCUGCUGCAUCUCGGGUCGGACGAGCCUUCGUGUCAGGAAGGGGUGCUGCGGGAUGUUUUCCUGUGUUGCAGCCGGUGAUUAGAGCCAUCUUCUCUCUACAGGCCACUAAAGGGCUGGCAGCCUAAAUGAAUGACGUAUAGCUGCAUCGCAUGCCGGCGAGAAAAACACCCUGCACGACUCGGUGCACAACACGACGCCUCACCUCCUAUCACAUAACCUGAAUUCAGAAAUAUAACAUUAAUGCUAAAUUGUAGAGCAUGCAUUAGUAAUAUUAAGAUAGAUAUAUCUUUUUUUUAAGCUGGUGUCCUCCAAUAGACCUUUCUCCCUUGAUCACGGUCACUUUAGCCUCAAUUGCAGAGCCACAAAACAAACAAACAUGAUUUCAGCAUACUUACUGUUAGUAAAUAUGAUUACCAAAGCUGUAAACAUAAAAUAUGUAUCUCCUGAUCACUGUUUGUCUUUUACAGUCACACAGUUGCCUCCAUUUCUGCAUGUCUUGCCUUAAAUUAAUAAAAAUGAAGCCUUAAAAUGUACAAAAUGGGGCUGAAUAAUUUGAGGAAAUAUCUGCCAGCUUAAAUUUUCACUGUCAACUAUAUAAGUGAUAAUUAAAUAUCAGCUCUUCCAGUUUCAAAAUUGCAAUUUCAAUAUAAAAAAAACACGUGUAAAUCCGCCAUGCAUACAAGCAUAGGAGUAAAACCAUUAAGCGGUAAUGGUAGGUGGAGGGUGGCAGACACUGAAUGGGUUUUCCAAUCUAGAUAGUGGGUUCUGUUGUCGAGUUGGGCAGAUAAGAAACUGACCCUCGCGUCUAGACACAAAUUGAAAUGGGUAGGGAACACUAAAGACUUGAUGUAUAGCGUGCAUGCUAUCCAAAGGACUUGACUUAGAGCCAAGACUUGAAGUCAACAGACAGACAAAGUUUGGGCAACAAUUAAGAUAAACAUUAAAGUAAUUUCUAACCAAAAAUGUCAUAGAAACACAGGUUUAGAUUCUCAAAUGAGGCUUGAUAUUGUUAUAAAUUGAAUAUCUUUGAGUUUUUGACAUUUAGAUUAAACACAUUGGGUUCUGAGAACUCGUAUGAGCAUUUUUUACAAUAGAGUGAUGCAGAUAUGACUUUUUUUUGAAGGCUGAUGUGAAACUUAAGGUCGUCCUGGUCAAAAUUCAGUGGGAAAUCCCAUUGGAUUUCUUUGAUGAGGAAACCAUGGCGACUGUAGAGAGAUGGUGAAAAUGGGAUUUUCCCUUUGGAUUGUGGAUUAUUGCUGAAAAUAAGCUCUGUGAUAAACAAACGUUUUGUUCAGCAAUAUCGUCUUCACAAAUGAAUAUCACUUUUAUGUUCUUUGAGUGUAAAUGCAGUCGCCACAAGCAAAACCCGAACAUUAGGCUAUAAACAAACUACACGACAGUCGCAUGACUUCAAAGUCUGGCUGUGUUUGCUGUGAUGAUUUCCUGCAGUCUCAUUUAGCCACUUGUGAGCGGCCACCUUUUUUAAGACAUCUAAAGGCGUCAAAAUUCACUUACUGAUGUAUUUUAUGUUGUAGAGCACAACGUGAAAGUCUCUGAAGCUUGUGUUAACCACAGACCUUAUUUCAGGCAUCUAACCAAAAACCAGUUUAAAACAAACAUUGAAUUAAAGACAAGGGAUACGGGAGUGCAAAGAUGCUAACUCCAAGUUUUAGGUCUCAUUCCUUCACCACUACUUGCUGACAUUUUAUAGAUGAAAUAAUUGACAACAAAAAUAAAAAUAUACCAAUCAAAAACAAAACCAGUUGUUGUUGCAGCUCAACUUGAACAUAGCUCCACAGCAGGGAAGAACAUGGUGUUUAUCUUAUACUUUCUACUUUAUCUUUGCCACAGUGGUGUCAGUCACCUGUAGCUGGAGCUCCUGUACUAUUGGUGUUUCCACCGAGAAGGUUCUCCACGUUCUCCACCAGCCCGACAGAAGUGUAGGCUUUCAUGCAGAGAAUGUGAGACGGCCACCAGUGGCCGGGAAGCGGCAGCUACCAGCUCUUCCACCUGGAGCCGUUAUGUAAUGUGUCAUGGUCAGGCAGACAAACGGGCACACCACAAUGCGCUGGAGCGCAAACGUAGGGACCACAUCAAAGACAGCUUUCACAGCCUCCGGGACUCGGUACCUGCCCUGCAGGGAGAAAAGGUUGGUACAGCUCAGCCUGCAGCUCCUCCAGGCACACGAUGUUCAGGCUCUCAUCAGUCUACCAAACAGGCGUCUCGAGCUCAAAUCCUAGACAAAGCCACAGAGUACAUCCAAUACAUGAGGCGAAAAAACCACACGCACCAGCAGGACAUCGACGACCUGAAGAGGCAGAACGCACUGCUGGAGCAGCAAGUCCGUGCUCUGGAGAAGGUGAAGGGCUCCGCGCAGCUCCAGGCCAGCUACUCCUCGUCUGACAGCAGCCUGUACACCAACCCCAAAGGCAGCGCCGUGUCGGCGUUCGACGGGGGCUCUGACUCCAGCUCCGAGUCCGAGGCCGAGUCGGAGCCUCCCAACAGGAAGAAGCUGCGCGUGGAGGCCAGCUAGAGAGCGGAGUCGGUUAAAACCUAGCCAAGGUCGAGGCGGCGGGGGCACAAAGGAGGGCAAGAGGAAGUGCAGCCAUCGAGGCUCAUCGACCCCUCCCCUCCCCCCCCUCUCUCAUGCCAACAACCACCACCCCCCGGCCUCCCUCACCGUCCUCCUCGCUCUCUCUCCUCCAUCUGUGGGUGGGCUCGCACUGGAGACUCAUGACCCCUCUAACCUCCUUACACCGCCGCCACAAUUGUCUCUCUCUCCACCCGAUCUCCACGAACAGGAGGGAGGAAGUCAGCAGGGUGGAAGACGACUGCUUCAGUCCAUGUAGAGAGCUUCAGGUUUUUCUCCCCUCCUCUCCCCAUCCCUCUCCUUCUCUUUUCUUUCCAUCAUUGGUAUUUCCCCCCCUCCGGCAACAUCUACAAUCCAAAACCCAAAAAGAGGCAGCUUGGCUACUUAAGGACUUGAUGCUUUUUUUGUACCCUCAAUAAAGCCCCUCCUCCUCCCCGGGUUGUUUUUUGGGGGGGAAGGGCACGCCUGGCGUACUCCAAGCACUGCUAUAUUAUAUAUUUUUGUUUUUGUUUAUUUUGUUAUUCUUGAUAAAAACCUGUUUAGAAUUUACACACACACACCUAGAUAAAUUGUCCCAGAGAAGUUUACCUUUUUAAAAUAAAAAAAAAAAAUCAAACAUUUGUAGCUUACUUUUUUCCACUAAAGAAUGUGAAGAUGCUUUGAAGCAAAUCUUAAAGUGAUGAUACCCACCUCAGGCCCACUGGAUUGCAGAUGUUUUCUGCCUGACACGUUUGUUAACACAAGAUUUAAAGAAAAGAAAAAAAGAGAAAACAUGACUCCUUUGUUGAAAUUGAUGUUUUGAAGGAGAAUAUUCCUAAACCUGUAUCGUAAUUUGUCCUUUAGCUUGAAGUAGUGAAUGACUUUAGGUGGCUGAAUACGUUAGGCAUCUCGUUUUAUAUAUCAUUAAAAAAAAAAGAGCAUUGAUUGGAUGUUUUGAAGUUCUAAAGUAUGUUAUGCAUUUUGUAGUAAUCUCACGAGUCAUGGGAAAAUGCCAAUUUGUCACAUGUAGUUUUCCUUAAGGGUAUGAAAUAGGUAUUGAAUGUCAAAAAGGUAGCUCCCGUCUUUUGCAGUACAAGGAAGCAAAUUAACCCCUGUCGAUGUGUCGUGCUUUACACAGUAAAAAUCAAUGUUGCUGAAUCCCCCCCUCGAGGAAAAAAGGAAGCAUUUUUGCGUGUCUAGGAAAUGUGUGUGUAUGUAUAUUGUUUCCAUUUUAUUUCCAUUUAGGAGGAUAUAAUUAGUGUAAUAGGUCUUUGUUUGUCCGAUUCCAUUCCAUGGAAAUUACAAGUAUGUUGUACAUACUGCCAACAAUUGUCUUGCAAGUUGAGGCCUACCUUUACUAUGAGACUAUAAAAUAAACUAUUUUAUCCUUUAA